AUGGAUUGCACUUCUGCACAGAGGGUUAGUUAUGGCACUCAUAUGCUGGCUAAGGAAGCGAAUGAUUGGUGGCUAGAGACCCGUAGGAGGUUGGAGGCUCAUGGUGAGGAGAUCACUUGGAUUGUGUUUCGCAUGGAGUUCUUAAGGAAAUACUUUCCUAAGGAUGUCCGUGGUAAGAAGGAGAUUGAAUUCCUUGAGCUGAAACAAUGGAACAAGUCUGUUGUGGAGUAUGCUGCUAAUUGUGGUGCGGAGGGACAUAUUGAUAGCCAGUGUCAGAAGCCAAAGAAGACAGCUGUAGGUGGUAAAGUGUUCGCAUUGUCAGGCACUCAGACAUCUAGUGAGGACGGCCUUGUUAGAGGUACUUGUUUCAUUAAUAGCAUUCCUUUAAUUACUAAUAUCGAUACCGGUGCCACUCAUUGUUUUAUUGCUGAUGAUUGUGUGGAAAGAUUGGGUCUUACUUUGUCUGCUAUGAAUGGAGAAAUGGUUGUCGAACUCCCCGCUAAGGGAACAAUGACUACUUCUCUAGUGUGUUUGAACCGUCCUUUGUCAAUCUUUGAUAGGGACUUUGUUGUUGACUUUGCGUGUUUACCGCUUGUCGGUUUGGAUGUGGUUUUGGGUAUGAAUUGGUUGAAACGCAACUACGUUCAUAUCAAUUGUUUUAACAACACGGUGAGAUUUUCUUCUCUUGAAGAAGAAGAAGUUGGUUUGUUGACUGGUAAGCAAUUGAAGCAACUGAUGCAAGACGAAGCACAAAUGUUCUCAUUGAUGGCGUCCUUGUCUUUUGAGAAUCAAGCGAGAAUUGAUGAGUUAAAGGUGGUGCAAGAAUUUCCUGAAGUGUUUCUUGAUGACAUUCCUGAUGUACCUCCAGAAAGAGAAGUUGAGUUUACGAUUGAUCUUGUACCUGAUCCGUCUCAUGUGAUCCAGAUGGACGAUGUACAAGUGCGUGAUAAUCUCACAGUGGAGAUGAUGCCUGUGCGAAUUAAGGAUCGCGAAGUGAAGGUUCUAAGAGGCAAAGAGAUUCCAUUGGUGAAAGUUGUCUAG
Messenger RNA from Vicia villosa (hairy vetch), 1041 nucleotides. RefSeq lists its product as uncharacterized. The transcript has 3 exons. NCBI's taxonomy places the organism in Eukaryota, Viridiplantae, Streptophyta, Magnoliopsida, Fabales, Fabaceae. Bases 1 to 1041 code for a protein of 346 amino acids. The record is from RefSeq and is a predicted model, not a curated record.